AUGGCUAUCAUUCUUCGAUUUGUUGAUUGUGAUGGGUUUAUUAGAGAACAGUUUUUCAAAGUGCUUAGUGUGGCAGACACUUGUUCUCAAACUCUAAAAGAUGAGAUAUCCAAAGUCCUUACUCAAUAUGAUCUUCAAGUAGAAAAUAUGCGUGGGCAAGGAUAUGAUGGUGCUAGCAACAUGCGGGGUGAAUUUAAUGGUUUAGAAGCUUUGUUUCGUGAAGAACAUUCAGCUUUGAGAGUUAUCAGGGAAGAAGAAAUUGCAGAUUUAGUGGCUGCUGGAGCACUUGAGACUGGUAGAAGUGCUAAUCAGACUUCCACUUUGCAACGAGCAGGGGCUACUCGUUGGGGUUCACAUCUUCGCUCUAUUUCAAGUUUGAUUAAGUUAUUUGGAGCUACCCAAACAACUCUUGCAAAUUUGGUUGCAAAUGGACCAAAUAAAGUACAAGGAGAAGCAAAGAGUGUAGAUAUGUCUGCUCCUUAUAAGAAAAGUACAAGGGCUUGUGAACAAAAUAUUACAAAUGAGCAUUAUUAUCAAGUCAAUAUACUUAAUGCUGUGACAGACUUUCAAUUGGCAGAGUUGGAUAGUAGAUUUACAGAUAAUUCGUUGGAGCUCCUUAUUCUUAGUGCUACAUUUGAUCCACGUGAUAAUUUUCGAUCAUUUAAAUGUGAAGAUGUUUGCAAUCUUGCUUUGAGAUUUUAUCCUCAUGAUUUUACAUCAUAUGAUAUGCUUGCUCUAGAUAUGGAGUGUGGGUAUUUUCUAGCAGAUAUUCAUAAGGAUCCAAGAUUUGCCAACACAACUACUGUGUCUGAUUUGUGUCGGCGCAUUGAUAAUGAUUCUGUGAUUGCUGAGUUUGAAGUGAGUGGAUCUCGGAGGGUACGAUUUAGUUAG
Messenger RNA from Rosa rugosa (rugosa rose), 891 nucleotides. RefSeq lists its product as uncharacterized. The transcript has 4 exons. The record is from RefSeq and is a predicted model, not a curated record. Lineage: Eukaryota; Viridiplantae; Streptophyta; Magnoliopsida; Rosales; Rosaceae. The coding region runs from base 1 to 891 and encodes 296 amino acids.